UGCAGAAGAAGCGUGUGUUUACACUGGUGCUGGAUCAUCGCUUAGCUAGUGCUAAUUAUUAAAAACUGUUUAAAAUCGAACAUCAUUUAUGAACAUGGCAAAUCCUGCUUGGCAUUUAUCCCUGAAGCUGCGCAACAUGCCGAAGUCAGUGCUGCCUUUUCCAGAGGAUGUUGAACCUGGAAGCUACAUAGUGGCCACCAUAAAGGAGCUGGUCUCAGCUCAGCUACCAGAUUCACUGCCAGAUCCAGAGCUCAUAGAUUUAGUUCACUGCGGGUGUAAACUGAAAGACGACCUGACGUUGGAUUCCUAUGGGAUCAGGUCUGGAUCUACGUUACACAUCUUAAAGAAAGUCUGGCCAGAACCUGAGGUCAAACCAGAGCCAGUGAACAAAAGUGCUGCUGCUCGAGAGUUCAGACUACUUCAGGCUGCUAUGCACUCCAAUGCUGCCUACAGAGACACAGUAUUUAAGCUGCUAAGCAAUAAAGAAUCUUUGGAUCAGAUCAUAGUUGCCUCACCUGGACUCAGAUCAGACCCUGUAGCACUGGGUGUACUUCAAGACAAGGAUCUAUUUGUGCAGUUCACAGACCCCAAUCUGCUUGACGUCUUGAUCCAGUCUCAUCCAUCGUUGGUGAAUGCCAUCAUCCUGAUCCUUCACUCUGUGACGAGUGCCUUGCCAGGCCAAUCCAAUGCCAGCACUUCCCGUAAUGUAUCUGAAAUGCCAGGAGGAUUUAUGUUUGAAGGCAUGUCUGAUGAUGAUGACGAUUUCCAAUCUGAAAAUCGUGCAGGAUCAUUGAGGCCGAGGCCGAUGAAUCUGAGCAGCGGUGGAGCUACAGGGCCUCGGCCCAUCACUCAGAGCGAGCUAGCUACAGCCCUAGCACUGGCUAACACUCCAGACAGCAGUGCAGUUACACCCAGCCAAGACAUGUCCUCUGGCAGCUCUUCUGUGGCAGCUGGGACUCCCGUCUCUAGCACUGUGUUCAGUCGGGCGCUGCAGCAGGCUCUACAGGCCACCGGUGUCAGCUCUCUGCAGGGUCGCUGGCAGACACAGAUGCAGCAGCUGAGAGAUAUGGGCAUCAGGGAUGAGGAGCUGGCAUUACGGGCUCUCCAGGCUACAGACGGAGAUCUGCAGGCAGCACUGGAGCUUAUCUUUGCUGGAGGACUUUGAACAAAAUGAGGAACUUUUAUUAAAUAUUGCUUUUUUUGUAAUAGGCGAACAUUAAACAUUAUUUGUUGGAUUAUUAAAACAUAAAAAUGAAUAAA
Molecule: messenger RNA, 1260 nt
Organism: Trichomycterus rosablanca
Lineage: Eukaryota; Metazoa; Chordata; Actinopteri; Siluriformes; Trichomycteridae
Gene: ubl7b
Product: ubiquitin-like 7b (bone marrow stromal cell-derived)
Exons: 11
Coding region: 89-1165 (358 amino acids)
Biological process (GO): ubiquitin-dependent protein catabolic process
Cellular component (GO): cytosol
Molecular function (GO): polyubiquitin modification-dependent protein binding
Source: RefSeq, a predicted model, not a curated record